This is a messenger RNA of Lagopus leucura (white-tailed ptarmigan), 1422 nucleotides long. It is a transcript of the gene TMEM250, whose product is annotated as transmembrane protein 250. The record is from RefSeq and is a predicted model, not a curated record. The coding region runs from base 498 to 917 and encodes 139 amino acids. The transcript is spliced from 3 exons. NCBI's taxonomy places the organism in Eukaryota, Metazoa, Chordata, Aves, Galliformes, Phasianidae.
GGCCUCGCAGCGCUGUGCCUUCCAGCAGGCCCGGGAGAUGGUGCCGAGCUGUGUGGAUGCAUCGCUUCCGCGUAGAUUGAGCCUGCUUCUAUGUAUUCUGUUUCUGUAUGCUGGCAGUGUGUGUGCACUGUGUUGUUUCAUACCGGAGCAGCUUCCGUGACAAAGGAAGUGACAGACCUGAGCUCGUUACCUGUAAUUCUGCCCUCAUUCUCCCGUCCUUGCCUGUGCUUCUGGCUCUGCGUGCAAUUAGGAGGCCAGGUGUCACAGGAGAACUUCACUCUUUCGUUACAAGAAUUAAGUGGCACCCAGAAACGGCAGCGAACUUCCGACCUUCUGCUGGGUGGAUGACAGCAUCAUUUACAAUGUCUCUUCCAUCCUGGCGACUCAGCAAACCCUUAGCGUUCCCAGGCUGCCGGGGCCGUUCCGUGUUAAUGGCUGACGUUUGAUAUGUGCCCUGUAAGUCCUGCACUGGGACUCGGUGACCGGUGGGGUGCCUGAUGCCUGUAAUCCCCAUCCCCCGCCGGGUCCGUUCGUUCCACGGCCCCCACACGACCUGCCUGCACUCAGCCUGCGGCCCGGUGCGAACCACGCACCUGGUGCGUACCAAGUACAACAACUUUGACAUCUAUCUCAAAUCCCGAUGGAUGUACGGAUUCAUUCGUUUCCUGCUGUACUUCAGCUGCAGCCUGUUUACCUCCAUCCUCUGGGUGGCACUCUCUAUCUUGUUUUGCCUUCAGUACCUUGGCAUCCGGAUCUUUCUGCGUUUCCAGUACAAACUCUCCAUCAUCCUCCUCUUACUGGGGCGAAGGCGAGUGGACUUCAGCCUCAUGAAUGAACUGCUCAUCUAUGGAAUUCAUGUGACCAUGCUGCUAGUGGGGGGGCUGGGAUGGUGCUUCAUGGUAUUUGUGGAUAUGUAAAUAAAAAUAAGCGCAUGUGGGCUAAGAAGGUGACUUUUCUUCCAUCCCCGAAUUUGUCAAUAUUCCCUUUUCUUUUUUUAUAUAUAAAUUAAUUUAUUUAUCAGUGCUACUUCUUAUUGAUAAAUUAAUGUACUUGUCUCUGGAAUUUGUAUUAUUUUUUUUGUAAGGGUUAAGGUGCCAUCUUAAUGAUCAAAGUGCAACACUUGAUUGGGUGUUCAUUCUUUGCAUAGUGCAAGUUAAUAUCCAUUUCUUUUAGUGCAUAGGAGCCUGCCUUGCUGCUGUUCCUGUAUUCCUGUAGGCAUGGAAAAGGCAGUGCAUUUUCUGGAGCACAGAAUCUAGAAAAUCUCGUGCCCCACACUCUGAGAAAAAAGUCCUUACCCUUUUUCUGAAAACAUUCCUUCGUAUCUCGGGCAUGUAAUAUGUAUUCUACCACACCAGUGCUGUCCUUUCUCUAUGUAGUUUGCAUUUUGCGUAUUCCCAACUAAGAAUAUGGGGCCAAAUUCAA